AUACAUGAUUCUUUAUUGCCGGCCAAGAUGGUGACAUUCAUGGUAGGAAAUCAACAACGUUUAUAGCUCAUUUAAAUUUUAAGUGAUCAAAAGUUUUUGUGCUCAUUUAACUUGUGGUAUUUCGUAAUUCAUAAUUGAACGAAAAAAAUGUUUUUCGUCGCUUGUUAUUAAGGAAAAUUGUUUGCUUAACAAUGAGAGAAACAAUUUCAAGUUUAAAAGUGGAAGCAUGAAUUGAUUUUGUUUCUUCUGAAUUCGAAAAUGGUAAUGGCUCAAACUCGCAGCAGAAUGUAUAACAUUCUGCGCAGUGCAGUGUCACUAAUAAAUCACUGUUCGCACCGCUGUAACCAAAUCGAGGUUUCGUCAAUUUUCAUGACAAAAAGGCUGCUUCAAACAUCUGUGAAAUGUUGGGAGCAAGAACAAAAACCUAAAACACCUUCGAGAGCUCUUGUACUCCUUUCAUUCGACAAUGUUAAAAAAAAGGAAAAGGAAUCAUUUCUCGAUGUUUUACACACAUACGAGUCCCGUGAACCAGCAAGAAAAGGUCACGUAGAAUUCAUCAAAGUAGCUAUGAAUUACAUGGAUGAAUUUGGAGUUAGCGAAGAUCUCGAAAUCUAUAAAAGAUUGAUAGACAUAAUGCCGAAAGGAAGGUUCAUCUCUAAGUCACCAAUGGCAGCUGAUUUUAUGUAUUAUCCGAAGCAACAACAAAUUAUAAUUGAUUUGUUAGAAAAAAUGGAAACGAACGGCGUGAUUCCUGAUUCUGAAACGGAACUAAUGCUCUUGAAUAUUUUUGGACAAUUUGGUAUUCCUCUACGCAAAUUCUGGCGCAUGAUGUACUGGAUGCCUAAAUUUAGAAAUAGCAAUCCUUGGCCAACACCUCGUCCUGUCCCCGAUGAUGCAAUGGUUCUGGCAAGAUUGGCUAUCGAAAAAAUUUCCAGUGUAGAUGUACAGACGAAAAUAACGGUUUUUCAAACUGAAGAAGUUGCAGACUCCAUCGACAAAACUUGGAUUGUCUCUGCAAUGAGCCCUGAGCAAGAAGAACUCUUACUAGAACACCCAAAGAAUGAAGCCUGUUACGUCGAAGGCCCUUACAAAGUUUGGGUCGCUCAUGUUCCCAUUGAUUAUUUCAUGCUCAGAGCUGAACCUCGAGCUCCUAUUGAUCGAGGGGAUAUCGACGAGGAUGAUAUAUCUCAAAUAAAAGUGGAGUUUUGGAACAACCCGAAGAAUAUGCUCGGUCCGGUCCGCUCGGUUCACGAAGAAGAAGACGCGACAAUUUAUUCCCUCUGCGCGACCGGAACGUCGAGCAAGGAUUCUCUACUCUCGUGGGUUCGUUGUCUGCAACGAAAAAAUCCAGUUCUCGAACAUAUACCGAUUUUGUUCACGUUCACGGGACCGGUGGUGGAUGUUAAAGAGAUCACUGAUGGCAAACCACCUAAAGAAACACCAUCCGACGAAGAGAGCCAACAAACUGGUCGAAUAAAAGACACCUGAUGAGUGUUAAAUUCUUCAUUGUUACAAUAAAAUAUAAUUUUUGUACAUAAACGACUGUAGUAAAAGGAAAACAUGAAUUCCGAAA
This is a messenger RNA of Venturia canescens, 1573 nucleotides long. RefSeq names its product evolutionarily conserved signaling intermediate in Toll pathway, mitochondrial (gene ECSIT). Gene Ontology annotation, cellular component: mitochondrion. The record is from RefSeq and is a predicted model, not a curated record. The coding region runs from base 259 to 1488 and encodes 409 amino acids. Gene Ontology annotation, biological process: cell surface receptor protein serine/threonine kinase signaling pathway; innate immune response. The transcript is spliced from 3 exons. Lineage: Eukaryota; Metazoa; Arthropoda; Insecta; Hymenoptera; Ichneumonidae.